Chrysemys picta bellii (western painted turtle) is the source of this 2007-nucleotide messenger RNA. It is a transcript of the gene TP53TG5, whose product is annotated as TP53 target 5. The record is from RefSeq and is a predicted model, not a curated record. Lineage: Eukaryota; Metazoa; Chordata; Testudines; Emydidae.
UCUAUUGCCUCAAGUGUGCCUGGUCUUUUCCUUUCACAGACUGAAGAUGUGAAGAUUGGAGCAUGUCAGCUGAGCGACAUGGAACAAGAGAAGAACCAUCUAAAGACAAUACUCAAGAAACUGUCACUGCUGAAGCUGCUGAAGAACGCUGAUCACAGGAUCCUCCGGCUACGUGCAUUAGCUAUCAGCUACUGGAAGUCACUGGCAUUCCAGAAGCCUCCCAACCUCGCUGCUGUCCCCUCUGGGACAAGUGUCUCCUCCAAGGACCCAGACAAGCCUCAAGAAGAUUCUGGUGGUAGUACUGUCACCGAUGCUGAGGACAUGGAUACAGAUGCUGCAGCUGUGCAGAGUAACCUUGAGCUGCCCUUAGAAACCCAGCCUCCUGAUCUGCAUCAGAAGUGCUGGUUCGAAGGCCUGCCCAAGCGGCUCCACGUACCAGCUCCCAAAGUGCUCUGUAGACCAGCGACCCAGCGAUGGAUUAAACCCUGCUGCACUCGGUCAUGUGGCGAGACUCUGGAGCACACUCUCACCAUCCAGUACCAGCAGUGACAGUGUCUGUUCCUUGUAAGCUUCCGGACGCUGGCUUUCGACUGAAGAGAAAAUCUCUGGCAUCCCCUUGUAACUUUCUCUCCUAGGCAUUGAGUCACUGCGACUUUCUCUCCCCUAGCCAGGCUGGAUCCUUCUUAAUCCCGUCAAUGGCCAGAGGGAGUCACUGCAGAGACAGCUGAGGUGCUUCCCCCGCAUCUUGCUGCCUAUGCACUGCCAUGAUUCCUAGCCCUUGCUGGCCCUGGGAAGCUGGAGAUUGAAUGAGGGACCUAACCUGGAAUAGUCUAUGCAGCAGCACGACAAGCGGCAGCUGGACUAGCAUGGGGGUCCCCUCUUCUAUAGAUUCUUAUACCCCACUCCUCACCACAGUAUCGAAGCACCUAGAAUUUUCAUCCCCCCCCCCAGCCAUGGUGUCAGGGGAAUUUGGACCCAGCCACGCUAGCAAUACAAGCAAGAGCUGUGCCCUGAGGCCACUUUUAAUACUUUUCUGUUUUCCUUCCAUAGCUAGACACUCUUGUCUCAGCCACUCAGCACAGACGGGGCAGGGCAAAUUGGGUCAAUCCAGUGCAGAGCUUGUAGGUGUCUCCUUGAAUUCUUUGCUGAGGUUAUUCCCAAUAACAGCAGUGCCUGACCCAUGUCAUCAGUUGGGCCUAUUCUUAUCUCAGUACUCAUUAUAUAGAACCAUACAUAUGCAGGGCACUUUGCCAGUCUAGUAAAGACAAUCUCUGCCAUGUAGGGCUCACAUUUGAAGUCUGCUCUUCUUGAUUGUGAGUAACACAUCGCCCCUAACAGAAUACAUUCCCUCCCCAGGUAGGAGGUCACCCCACAGUAACAGGACCUUCCCCCCUUUGAUGAAGUCCCAUCAUUCCCAUCAACACUAAUAGGAUUAUGACGGAUAUAAUUAUCAUCCACAUUAGCUCUGUCCCAGCAUGAAGCAUGCAGAUUCCACGGCGGAUAAGCUGCUAAGCUACCCUCUCGCUCUGGGUUGGUGUUUAGGCCUAGAGAAGCCCCAAUCACUGCACUCGAUGAUACUUCUCUCUAGAGAAACAGCACCGAUGUUUGUUUUCCUUUCAGGGCUUGCAGAUGUUCUGAGCUGGGCAGACACUGAGAUGAGGUUUCGAGAGAAAGAUCAGCUGAGUGAUGCACUGAUCCAUAAUUCUACAAAUAAAGGGAAUAAUCUGCAUCCUUCAGACACAAAAUGUGUCUCUAGCAUUUGUCAAAGUGGGAGCUGAUUGGAUUGAGUUUGGCAAAGGUGGCCAAAGGUGUAGUUUCCACCUCCCUUGCAUUCACAGCAAUGCAGAUCUCUGAAGAGUGGGCUGGAAUGAACACUCUGGUUGUUGACAGGUUUCAGAGCGGUAGCCGUGUUAGUCUGUAUCAGCAAAAACAACGAGGAGUCCUUGUGGCACCUUAGAGACUAACAAAUUUAUUUGGGCAUAAGCUUUCGUGGGCUAAAACCCACUU